UGAGCAUAUGUCUCGCUUCACUCAUGGCAAUGAAUAUCAUAUCUCUCUGUACUCUUGUCAAUCUUUUAUCAGUUGUCGUCUCUCAGACAACGCCUCUGCAGACUCCAGCAUUUCAGCAUGUCUCGGUUGGAAGCACUGUCAGGAUGAACUGUCACACGGGCUGGUAUGCAGUGGGAGGUGUUUAUUGGUAUAAACAGAAAGUGCGAGAAAAUCUGCAACUCGUUUAUAUGGUGAAGAGAAUCUCCUAUCCAGCUGGGAGAUUUUCUGGAGAAUUUAAUGACAAUAUGAAUAUUUAUACGCUUGUGAUUCACAAUGUCCAGAGAAAUGAUUCUGGUCUGUAUUCCUGUGCUGGUAGGAAAUCGUACCUUAACCCCUUCAAAUUCGGAAAUGGGUCGAGACUGCUCAUAGCAGGCUCUCCCACCAUAGUUCUUUUAUCCCCACCGCCGAAUGAAACAUUUUCUGUGGAAACUGUGCCAUUGAUGUGUUUAGUGAGCAACGUGAUCUCUGACACCCUUCCUAUCCACUGGAAUAUUUCCACUUGGGAUUCUGAGAGUUGGACAGAAUCUGUGACAGUAGACUCCGCCGGUGCAGAUAAUAUCAGAAGUCAUAUCAUAGUCCCAGCAGGUUGGAAAAAUAGCAUUGUGUGCGCUUGCUCAGUUCAACUCAACUCAACUACAAGUCGUGUCAGCGAACGUGUUUCGUAUCAUAGAGAGGACGCUGGUUUUCCUUGCCUUUUAAUAUUUUAUGGGAGUUCAUCGGUACUGAUUCUCCUUCUUCUGGCGUUUACUGUCUACGUGGGUUGGAGCUGCAGGAAUUCUGACUCAGGAAACUGGAACACGGCUGAGAAAUCCACAGAUUUUAGACCACGUGAUCCAAAGCCGGAGACCCUCUACGCUGAUUUGGCAUUUAAUGAAGAUCUGAUACGUUGAUAGAUCAAACACGCAUGAAGUGAAGAAUAUGUCCCAGGUUUUCUCCUACUGCAAAGUCACUAAGAAGCUUUCUUUAGUCGUAAUUGAAGGACUUUCUUCCUCGAAUUUGUGCUGUGCCCGUGUAUUUUAAGACCCAUUCAUACCGGCGUGGAAAUGUAGUUCAAAAGAGAAUCCGACACAAUUAACACUGAAGUGUCAACCUGUUCCCCCAGAUGAAGAUUGCAUUAUCACUAAUCAAUGUAAUUCUUAAUUGUCACUGAGGAAUUCCGAGUUCCAAGUGGGGUUGGUCCACACAGAAGUGAUUCAAACUCUACUGAGGACCGCUUUCAUUCUUGUUAUUGUUUUUCUUUGAAGUAUGUGCAUAUUGCUGAUAAGAUCAAAAUUCAUUAAGAAUCGUCGAUGUUCGUUUAGAACUUGGUACCAAGUUUCCCGUGUAUGUGCUGUUAAUUUUGUAAUGACAGGAAUAUCGAAGUGUCAUAAGGCGGCACUGGAAGAAUAAUUGCAGGUUUAUAAGUUAUUCUGGUGAGAAAUUUGGAUUCGAACGUCUACUCUGAUUUAAUUUGCUUUAUUGUUGUCAGAUGUAACUAUGAGGAGAAAGUGAGGUCUGCAGAUGCUGGAGAUCAGAGCUGAAAAUGUGU
Molecule: messenger RNA, 1567 nt
Organism: Chiloscyllium plagiosum (whitespotted bambooshark)
Lineage: Eukaryota; Metazoa; Chordata; Chondrichthyes; Orectolobiformes; Hemiscylliidae
Product: immunoglobulin kappa light chain-like
Biological process (GO): response to bacterium
Source: RefSeq, a predicted model, not a curated record